GACUCUGAAACUCUCUGAGGCUGCCCCUACCCGUAUCCGUCUGUGAUGGCGGGCUCCACUGUCAGUACUUCAGUCCUCAUCAGGUCCUCAUAUUCACUCAACAAUGCUUUUCGUUGGCCGGCAGGGUUCGAUCGGGGCGGCAGGGCACUCUGAGUGCGGUCUUGUGUUCACUAUAUUCGCUUUCCAAAUAGAGACAGGAUAUCGUCGGUGUGCUAUUAUCCUUUGUCGAGACGACCCAAGGGCUAAUUGAGCCGUUUUCCCUUGCCACCCUUUUCACCACAAGUUCAAAUCAGAUUCAAAUCUAACCGAGAAACCUGCGAGAAACCGAGGCGGCGAAAACAGCCCAUGUCACUCUAUUUCUUCCUUGAAUAUGAGGCUAUGUGCAUUGAAGGUUUAAAACACUCAGUUUUGACAGUGGCGACUUUAUCCACUUCCCCCAACUCUUUUCACCAGGCUCGCGACCAUGUUCAAACUCUCAUCUGCCUUUGUCAUCUCCGCACUUGCAUUCUCUGCAGCGCGCGCGCAAGACAUCAUGGGACUAUCGUGGAACUCGACUUCCCCAUACGGACAAUCCACUGGCGUAUUCUCUCUCCUCGAGUCUACGUACGGAUAUUCGAUGGUAUUCGCUGACGGAACGAGCACUCUUAGUGCGACGUACGACUCUGCGUCGCAGACAGUUACACAGGUGUGCCCUCACGCAGGCCUCAUAGCUGCUAUGAUUCCUGUGGAAGGAAGCAGUCCCUCAACUUUCACAAUUGAGUGGGUUGAUUCGACUGCGAUCCUGCCAGAGGGAUCAUCUACAACAAGCCUCGUGCCUGGAAAUGGGGCUUUCCUCACAACGAUGGGAAGUCCUAAUGGGGCCUUCGCUCAAAAUGGUAUUUUCAAAGAGUUCUCGGUCGAUGGGACUUACGUGUUUGCGUGGGCCGACGAGACGUUCCAGGAGAACCAAGACGUUACUGCUUGGAUUGACAUUUCGGAUGGCAGCGCGAUUACCUGCUAAUCUGUUUGCUUUGCUUGCUGGCAUCGUUAAAACCUCGGAGUAAAUCAUCGUUUUUACUUACCUGGGACUACGUAAUAUUGAGCAAUAGUGAAUGUUUCUAUCAAUAUGAACUAAGUCAUUGCGUUCUGCAAUGUUCGUGAUAUUAUUU
Molecule: messenger RNA, 1148 nt
Organism: Lentinula edodes (shiitake mushroom)
Lineage: Eukaryota; Fungi; Basidiomycota; Agaricomycetes; Agaricales; Omphalotaceae
Exons: 3
Coding region: 464-1000 (178 amino acids)
Source: RefSeq, a predicted model, not a curated record